Scutellospora calospora is the source of this 13221-nucleotide messenger RNA. Lineage: Eukaryota; Fungi; Glomeromycota; Glomeromycetes; Diversisporales; Gigasporaceae. The record is from the annotation of a GenBank genome assembly.
CAGCUGUUACAUUACAAGGACCAUCGGAUAACUAUACCAAUAAUUCGAAUGAUGUGGGUAAUUCUCAUCCCAAUGAAAGCUCAACAAUUACUGCAAUUACUACUGCAGUGCCUGAUGGAUCUAAUAAUAAACGUCCUAAUAGAAGAAGUAAAGGUUCUAAUGGUGGAAAUAAUAAUUUGAAUGUAAAUAGAGAUAGUAUUGCAAUUGCACCUCACACAUAUUCUAAUACUUCAAAUAACCAGCCUAAUCUUCGCCUAAAUGAAAUUCCUGCAGUUACUGUGGUGCAUGAUAAUGAAAGUUUAGCAGCUACUGCGGUGCAUAAUGUUAAUAGAGAGAAAAAUGAGGAAAAUAAGGAGGAAAUCAAAAAAAAUCUUACGACUAUAUUGGAACGUUCGAAUAGAAAAAACAAAGCCAGGUCAAAUUAUGAUGAAACUAAUGAGUUAAAUGAAGAUAAAGAACGUGUUGCAAUUACACCUAACAUUUCAAAUAACAGAAAUGGGUCUCAAUAUAAUAAUAUUGGGCGUGUUGAGUCUAACAAUCAACAUUCGAAUAGAAAAAAGAAUUUGAAUAAUGAAAAUGAUCAAGAUUAUAUUGCAAUUGAAUCGUCAGAUAUCUAUCAUGAAGAUGAUUAUCAUAAAAGAAAUGAUUUAAAUGAAGAUAGAGAUAAUAUUGCAAUCGCGUCAUUGGAUACUUAUUCUGCUAUUUCAAAUAAUGAGGGUGGCUCUCAUAACGAAAGUUUAGGAGUUGCUACUGCGGUUGUAAAGUCAGAGCAAAAAGUUUAUAUUAAAGAUAACGAAAAUGAUUUAUCCCUAAAAGCUAAUACUGUAUCAAAUGAAUUACAAGAACAGGAUCACAUAGAUUUGCUGAAAAAUCAAGGAAAAGAAGGCAAUAUUCGACCAAAUAAUAUAGAUGAAAGUGAUAAUAUCAAACUUUGCGAGACUGAUGCCAAUCAAGAUAUUAAUUUCAAAGAAAGCAUGGAUAGUACUGACGAAGCUGAAUUAUCCAAGAAAAAUAAAAAAAAGCAGAUAAUAGAUGUUACUAAAAAUGACCACGAUGACACCGAUAACCGAGAAUAUGAAGAUGACGAGCAAAAAAAAUAUAAUGAAAAUCUUUCUGAUCAUUCCACAUCAUUACAAAGCGGUCAAUAUAUUCAGCAAGAAAUUCAUGAUGUUGGAGUAGAACAUGAGGACUUGAAACACGACAACUCGACUCAAAGUAAUGAAGGCACCUUUGAUCUGGAUGAACAGUCUACUUCUGAAACUGGAAUUACAAAUUUUGUUGGAAAGUUUAUUGGAAAUGUUUUUCAGAAAGAAACCGAUUCCGUGGUAAUUGUAUUUUAUGUUCACAUGCCACCAAAAAUCAAUGAAACGGGAACUUUACAUGUUGUUGGUAAUAUACCGGAAUUAGGAGAUUGGGAAAAGAUCACAGUUAAACUUACUGAGAAAAAAAUUUAUGGUGAAAAUGAUUUUGAUGGACGUGUGCUUGAGGUAGAUGGUGGUAAUAUAUAUGAGAUCUGGAAUGAAAAUAGUAAAAUCUAUUUCCCUCAAGAAAUUAAGGAUGUUUAUUUAGUAAAAAUCAUAUAUGACUCUGUUACACACGAGAACCUUAAAGAACAGGUCAUGAAGUAUGAAAAGAUUCUGAAGGUUUAUCCAAAAUCAACAAAGGCGGCAACGUCAAUUGAUUUUAUUUUGAGAUCAUUUGAAGAAGAUAAAUCCUUGGAAAAGAGGCUUUUCUUAUGCGUUCUUUUUGGGUAUCAUGUUAAGGAAAGAGAUUCUCAUUAUUCUUUUUUACCUACCAACUUCCCAUCAUAUCUUUUUUUUGACACGCUCCAGAACGUUAAUGCUGAAACAUUCCCAUCUGAUACUUAUAAAAUUUUGACAUUGACUAUUCCACUUUUGGUUCAACAUAACUCACAAGCUGAAUUAUUCGAUUGGCUUAAAGUAUUUAGUGUAGUCAAUUUUAUCGACCCAAAAUAUGAAUUCAUCAAUUUCGUACCAGAUCUUCAUUAUGGUGAAAAAACGAUGAAUAGUUUUCUUAAGAAUCUUAAUGAUUUGGUUAUUCCGUUUAUUAGUACGAUUGAAGAUAAAGAACUUUAUACGAAAAUCGCCAAGUGGUUGCUUAGUCAAUGUAAAACUAUGAAGUUACUUGUUACUAUGUGGCAAGAUAUUAUUAUUCAUGACGUUGAGAUAGAUGAAUUACUUAGACCGCAUCUUAUUGAGCGUGUUCGAUAUAAUUUAAGUAGUAGUCAUUCAUGCAUUUAUCUUUGUAGUUGUUACUUUGAUUUGCCUGAGCACCUCAAAAUAAUAUUUACUGAGACAUUCCGUCAACAAUCUUUACGUAUUUUAUCCGCUUCCCAAAAUCGUCCAUUGGAAAAUGAUAAUUUGAAUGCAAUUUUUCGUCUUUUAACGAAUGUUCAAAUUCAAUGGCCUUUAGAGGAUUAUUUCAAAGUUCUAGAUAUUAUUUCCCAAAGUACGAAUCUUGGUUUUUUGACAAAAUUUAAUGAACUGCUAGAUUUUGCAUUUAAAACAUUCAAGGAAAUAGAAAUAGAUGAUCAGAAGCUUACACAUAUUUGCAAGAAAUGGUAUCGCAAUUUACUAGACCGGGCGUCAAGCGUUUCCAACUCAAAUACUAAAUUUAAGGAACUUAAGGAUAAAUUUGCGUUUUUUGCAUUCAAUCAAAUUUCAAGUGUUUAUCCUUACAUUGGCAAAAUUCCUGUUUGGGAUGUUUUACUUGGAAUGGCAGUAAAUCGUGUUAAAACUACUUCUGAAAAUAUUAUCCUUGGUUUUGUGACUAAAGUAGCACUAAGAUUAAAACAGCCGGUUGUUGAAGCAUUCAUUACUAUGGUUAAAGAAAAAUUUAAUUCAUCAAUAUGUAUUGCGGAUAGUCAACUUAUGACAAAGAUUAACCUGAUUUGUGAUUGUUCAGAUAAUGAUUUAAAAGUGCCUACAAGUUAUAAUGAAGAUGUCUUGUGUCAUAUUAUGCAUCGAUUACAAAAUACUUUUGAUUCCCAAGUAUUUCAUGAGAAUUCUUAUAUUACUUUACUUAAAUCUGGCAAAUUUUGGAUUCCGAUAUUAAAAGCUACAGGAAAUGUUGAUAAAUUACACACACAUCCACAAAUUAAUGAAGUUCGAAAUGCUAUUUCUCAUCUUGCUGAACUUUUGAUUGAAGAAUCUAUUAGUAUCAAUUUACUUCAAGAGCUUUUAAAAAAUGAUGAUGAUUUCUUACUUACAUACUUUGGUUUUGCUAUUAUGAAGGAAGAUUUAUCAGUUUUAAACAAGGAUAACCUGACAAAUAUUCGACACAAAUGUCGAAUAUAUGAACUAGAUCUUGAAUAUCUUAAUUCUUUUUAUGAAGAAUUUUGUCCUCAAUCUAUCGUCGUGAAUGUUAAAGAGUAUAUUGAUGACAUUUUGUUAAUACAUCAACGUAAGAGAGUUACUACACUUAGGGAUACAUCUUUGAAUCAUUAUUGGGGAAUGCACACACCGAUUUUGGGGAUUGCUGAAUAUUUAUAUAAAUAUAAGAAAUCUCAAACAUUCAAGAAUUAUUUGGAUCUCUAUUUGAAUGAUGAAAUACAUACUGAAGAGACGAUACAAGUUGAAAAGCUAGUUGAAAUAAUGCCAAAUAUUCUUAAAAACUAUUGUCAAAAGUGUAAUGGCUAUUCGAAAUGGCAAGAUCAGAAAUUUUCACUUGCCAAAAUUUUAUGGAAUAGAGUUCCUGAUAUUACUGCUGAACUUGAUUUAUCAAAUAUUGAAAAAGAUCAAAAAUUAAUUAAAACAUUAAAUGACUUAAGAGAUGAUGAAGCGUUGACAUUAGGAAAAUUAAGUAAUUCUUUUGAACUAUUGCAUGAAAGGCUUAAAAUGCUUGAUGAUGCAUGCUGGGCAUUGAUUAAAGAAUUGUCCUCUGCUGGAGAUUUUUUAGAGUGGCUUCGGUCAAUAGCGGAUCAUGAUAUUAAAAAUUUGAUUAAUGGAGUAGACGACCAUUCUGAUGAAAGACUUAUUCAAGAAGACACAGUAUCAUCUCUUAUUCAAGUCAAACAAUUUCUUUUACCGAUUAUGAUUGAUGCUAGAAAUUUUUCGUUAGAAGGAUUUUUGAAAGAAAUAAGAAAUGUUACAGAAACCAAUUCUUCAUUGGCUAGUAAAAUUACUUUGUGUAAUAGCAAUAAUAUGGCAUUACAAAAUAUGUACGCUUCUAUUUCAAAUCGCGGUGAAGUAACCAAGGAAAAGAUUUAUAAUGCGGUCAAAAUUGGUAUCUACGAAUUUAAAUGGACAUCAAAGGAUGAUAUAUGUUCUGCUACCUUAUCUUAUUCAUCUAAAAAUGGCGUUAAAAUGAUAUAUUCUAUGAGUGAUCUACAGGAUUUACGUGGUCGUGCGUUGUUGAUAGCUAAACCAGCAUCAACAAUAAACGUUGAAGAUGAACAAGAAUCAAAAGAUAUAAUGAAUGAAUUUAUAUUACAAGUAGAUAAAGCACAAAAUAUUAUUGAUGAAUCUAUUAAACUUAUUGAGGCAGGUCAUUUUAGUUAUCGAGAAUUUAAUAAAGAAGUUAAAGGUUUGGAGCAAUUGAAUAACCAUUUUAAAACAUUAGAGAAGGAUUUAAAAACUUGGGAAAGUACGGUAUCAAAAGUCCAACAAGAACAUUACUAUUUAACAUUCUUUCCCGCUCGACACGUCCUCUCCUUUUACGACUAUUUUAGCAAGGGAUCUAAUCGAAAGACUUGCGAGACCCUUGUAAGAUAUGUCAAUUUUGGAGCACGAUUACCAACACGACAUCCUAGAGAUGUAUUAAAUGUUAGGAAUAGUCAUUAUAAAAUCCUUUGUGACAUCGGGAUAAAAUUAAAAGGCAUUUUUGAAUCUCUAUCAAAGGAACCUCUUUCUUUUGAGGAAUGUGGUGAACGUGUAGUUUCUGAUGUCGUGUAUCCUGGCAAAUUAUUUGUCGCUUCAUGUGAUGAUCGAUCGGUUAUCCCUAAUAUCAUAAUGUCAUUAUAUGCUAAUAGUAAAUUUUAUCCUAACGCAUGGCAACUUUUAAUUUGUACAUCAACUACAACUUCAGAGGAAAUUGCAAUAUUUAUUAAGCGAUGUUCAUUUGCUUCGAUUAACGGAUACGACGUUCAUUUUUUUUGUAUGGCUAACCUAGAGGUUCUUGAUUAUAAGUUACAAUAUUACGUGGUUAAACAAGUAAGAAAUCUUUUGGAUAAAGCCAAAACUUUUUACCUGGCUUUAAUUUGUUGCCAAGAGUCAGGAAUGCAUCAUCAUAUCUUGGAUCAAUUUUCUGAAUAUGUUCGUAAAACUGAUGGAUUAAGUACGAAGUCAAUGAAAGAAUCAUAUAAACAAAUAUGUAAAAAAGUAAUAUGUGUGACUUCCGACUUAUCUGGUCAAGGAAAAACUGAAUGGAUAAAGCAAGAAAGUUAUAGAAAAAAGGCUAUUCCACGUACAUUUCUUAUUAAUGAUGGGGCUGAUUAUGGCAAAUUAGUGAGGAAAUUUCAUAAAUUUACGAUUCGUAAAGAAUUAGAUUCUUUACAUGUUAAUAUUAUUUCAACGGAUAAUCCAUGGGAAGUUAAUAUGUUUAUAUUUCAAUUAUUAACAUUUGGAAUUGUUUCGCAUCAAAGUGAUAUUGUAACCCUUCCGGAUAUCUAUAUAUUUAUCGAAGUUGCUUCUAGUAUAGAUAAUCGAUUGGUAAAGUUAUUACCAAUAGUUAGCUAUUUAGAUAAUCCACAUCUUAAAUUUAAUUUUAAGAAAUUAAUUGUAUCAAAUGAGGUUUAUAGUCCAAUUCAAGUAGUUUGUCAAUAUUUAAAUUUACAUGAGAUUGCCUCAUUGGAUGAAUAUGAUAUAGCUUAUAGGCAGGUCACGGAAACAUUUAAACCUCUUCUUACUAAAAGAUGUCAACAGUUAUUAUCCAAAUAUUUCUUUGACACUAUUGCGGCUGAUCUUGCGUCUUAUCGAUUCCUUGAAAUUUUCAUUAAUGUUUUUGCUAAUCAAUUGAUUCGGUUGUCAUAUAGUUCAUUUUUCACAGUAGAGAAUCUAAAAUUAAUGAUUAAAGAAAAUAACAUUCGGUCAACUUUAUUUAACACCUUAAUGGGUGUUUCUAAAGAUUUUGCAACGCGAUCAAUUCAAACAAAAAAUUCUCAAAAGCAAGCACUUUCAGAUUCACUUGAUCAAUUAGGAAAUAUAACUAGCUGGGAUGAUUCUAAUCAUCUUUUAGUAUGUUUCAUGUCUCAAACGCCAGAUUCUAUUUGUGCUUUAUAUCGUGAUAGAGCAAAAGUUCCCGAAAAUGUUCAGACUUUACUUAAAAGUCAAGAUAUUUCAAGGGAAACAUGGCAAUUAGAAGAUUAUAGGACGAUGCCAAUGUAUUUGUUAUUGCAAAAAUUGGAAGGUUUAGCACGUAAAACGCUUCAUAAACUUAAUUAUCCACUUUAUGCUUUAUCAGCUGAUAAUCUUUUAAAGAUGGCUUUGAUUUUAUUAAGAACACGCGCUAACGUACCUGUAGUAAUUUGUGGUGAAGCUGGAUUAGUUGAGGCUGAAUUUCACGCACUAAAUCUUCAUGCUGGCAUAACAGAAGAAAUGAUUAAUCAAUUUAUGGAUGAUUCUCAGAAAAACGUUGACCAUAAUGAAGUCUGGUUAUUUUUUGAUGAAAUCAACACAUGCAAUCACAUCGGCCUUUUAGCAGACCUAAUAGCUCACAGAGUAUAUAAAGGCAACCAAAUGAUACAUCCAAACAUUAAAAUAUUUGCUGCAUGUAAUCCAUAUAGAAUUAGAACUAAAAGUUCAAGUGUUGCAGGAUUACAGGCUAAAAGAUUUGAUGAACAAAGAAGUAAUUUAGUUUAUGAAGUAAAACCAUUACCUGACCAAAUUUUAGAUUACGUUUGGGAUUAUGGUGUUUUAGAACCAAAAGAUGAAAGAAAAUAUAUAGAGAUUAUGACUAAAACUCAACUUAAUGAGAAUGGAUUAUAUCACGAUAUGCUUGCUGAUCUGUUAUUCACCUCACAACAAUUUAUUCGAAAUAUUGAGGAAAAAUAUACAGUUAGUUUAAGAGAUGUCAAAAGAGCCAUCACUUUAAUUAAGUUCUUUUAUAAUUCAUUACAAAAUCGGCCUCCAGCCAAAAAAGUAUAUCCACCAGCUAAACCUGAUAGAUUUAUACGCUCAUAUAUUCUUGGAUUAGGACUUUGUUAUCAAUCUAGAUUAUAUGAACAAGAACAGCGAAAAGCAUAUAGGCAAGAGAUGAGUAAAAUAUUUCUUAAGAAUAAGUUCCAAAUUCGUGAAGCAACAUUCAAUCAUGUGAUUAGAGAAGAGCAAGAAGAUUAUGUUGAAAGAAUGACACUUCCGCCUAAUACUGCAAAAAAUGAUGCAUUAUUGGAAAAUGUACUAGUUAUGAUUGUUUGCAUUCUCAAUAAGAUUCCUGUGUUUAUAAUAGGAGCUCCUGGUCAAAACUUGCGCGGUUCGGAUUCUAAUGAUGCAUACUUUAAAAAAUUGCCUCAGGUCUUUGAAAAAGCAAAGAAAUUUCAAGAUACAAGUUCUGAAGAUUUUCCUGUGAUCAGUGUUGUGUUAUUAGAUGAAGUUGGAUUGGCUGAAACAAGUCCACAUAAUCCAUUAAAAGUUCUUCAUUCUCUACUGGAACCAAGUUACCCUGCUGAAGGACCAGUUGUAUCUGUUGUUGGAAUUAGUAAUUGGAGAUUGGAUAAUAGUAAAAGUAGUAGGGCGUUACCACUGUUAACUCUUGACGAUCUUGAAGAUAUAGCAUUACGUUUAUUAAAUGAUGAAUCAACCACAAAAGUACAACCAUCUUCUGUAAGACACAUAGCGACAGCUUACUUAAAGUAUGAACAAUCUGAUCAAGAAAUUCCAAAUUUUCAUGGACUUCGAGAUUACUAUUCUUUAGUUAAAAGCCUUUCAACUCAAGAGUUAACUCCCAAAAAUAUACAAAUGUCUUUGGCUAGAAACUUUGGUGGAACAAAUAAUUAUUCUGAAAUAUGCAAAAAAUAUUUUGGAAGUGUUAUAGAUAUUUUUAAUUCCAAUCAAAGUUGGUCUUAUGAAUCAAUAUCUACGGAAUUUUUAAUUAAUGCAAAUCUUGAAGAUGAAUUUGCUAGACAUUUGAUGGUAAUCGGAAAUAGUGAUUCGAUUGUUAACUUAUUAGUCUAUCAAUUAAGACAACGAAAGUUGGAGCCAGUUGUUAUUUUUGGAUCGCAAUUUCCUAAAGAUCAAAAUGAUCAAGGAAGUGAUUACUCAUAUACUGUUUUAAGCAGAAUUAUGAUGUGUGUGGAAGCUGGUAGACCUCUCAUUCUAACUGAUUUGGAUAUAAUUUACGGAAGUCUUUAUGAUUUAUGGAAUCAAAACUAUAUAGUGGUUGGUAGUAAAGAUGAUCCUAAAUAUUAUACCAGAGUUGCACUUGGUGCUUACGCGAAUCCAAUGUUGUCCGUAUCAAAGAACUUUAGAUGUAUUCUUGUAAUGGAUGAAUCAAAAAUAGAAGAGGCUGACCCACCACUCCUAAAUCGGUUUGAAAAACAAAGAAUGACAAUGAAAGAUACAUUUACCUCCGAUCAUGAAGAAUUAGUUGAGGAAUUAAAUUCAUGGGCAAACAGAAUGUCAACUUUAACAUCAUCACAAUUCGCUACUUCACAGGAUAAAUUUACAUUAAGCGAUUUGUUUAUUGGAUUUAAUCCAGAAGAAACUAUUCACAGCUUGGUUAUCGAUAUUAAAGAAAAUUAUUACUGGAUGGAUAGUUUGGAGAUCUUGGAAAAAUGUAAAGAAUGCUUAAUUGCGAUUGCUUCUUCUGAUGGUGUUGUCAGAGCUGAGAAAUCUGCAUUGGAACCAGAAGAAAUAGAACAAUGCAAGAAAGUGUACUUUAAAGAUCAACAUCAUGAUAAUCUAGAAGAUUAUUUUUCAUCUCUACUUGUUACAAAUCCAACAACCAAAGGAUAUCAGAUUAUUAUAAACACAUUUUCAAAUAUUAAUACGGACAUAGCGAAAUGUCUUAAAAACGUGUUAACUUGCCAAGUACUUAAACUUUCAACCUUUAAAACUGAAGCAGAAUUUCAAAAUCAAAUUAAACGAUUUUGGUUUGAUUCCCCAAAUAAAGAGAUGUUGGUAUUACAAUGUGACCUUACUACUGCUAAUGCAGGAUGCAUUAAAUUAGCCAAAUUCUUAAUAGAACAAUAUCGAUUGGAAUAUUUAACAAAAAUGAAGCAGCAAAUUCAAAUGUCAGGAGAACAAGAAGAAAACUUUAUAGUUAAGCAUGUAUGUAUAAUACUUCACAUACAUAGAAAUAACCAGAUGCAAUGGAAAGGUUUCAACUUUAUGUGUAAAUGGAAACAAGUUACAAUAGAAACUUUGGUUCGACAAGAAAAACCUUUGUCAUCGCUUUUAUAUGGAAAUCUUUGUGAGAUCAUUGAAGAGACUUAUCCGUUUGAAGAGAUUUUGAAACAAGAAUUGUUGUCGUGCUUAUUAUGUAUUAAGUACCCUUCUACUCUUAAAGGAGUUAACCAUCUGAAAUAUAUAGCAGAAAAUAUUCCAAGAAAUCAAGAACUUGUUGAUGUAUUGAAGGCAAGAACAAAAGAAUAUAUAGAACAAGAAGAUUCAUUGACGGAUUGGCAAUAUCAUGUUGCAUCUAGUAAAAAAUAUUUGUAUCCACAUUCAUCAUUUGUUACAGCAUUGUUAACACAUGUUAGAACGAUAGUUCGAAAUCCAUUAGCUAAAUUAUUAUGCGCACUUGAAAGGUUUUCUGCAAUAGGAACAUUUAUAAAUCUCGAUAAUCUCAAAGAUCAGCAACAAGAACAAUUAAAAACAUUUUGGAAAGAAAUGUUUGCAGAUAGAGAUGUUAUCAAUAUUGAUUUAUUACCACCACCAAAAGCUGAUAGCUAUUCAUUACUAGCAAGAGUUCAUCAUCUCAAAUUUCCAUUUUCUUACUACUUUAUGAAACAAAUUGAUCGUUUUAAAAGGCUUUACGAGGAAGAAAUUGCCAAACUUCUUGAAGACCCGGAAAAUCUAAAUGAUGAUGGAACAUUGCUUAGUGAUGUAAAUGAGGAUUAUAAUAAGGGAUUCGCGAAUAAUAUUUUUAAUUCGAUUAAACAUCUCAAAUCAUCGCCACUUGAAUGGAAUAGGGAAUUAUAUUUUGAAGAUUUUAUUUCAGUAAUUUGUUCAAACGAACCUGGUUACAAGAAAACGAAAAAGCCUCAGAUCAUGUCACUUAUUUUUAAAUGGUUACUUGGACUUGAGAAGGUGCUGAAUCCAAUACUUUUACAUAUUUUUUGGUGGAAUAAUUCGAGCAGUGUUCUUGUAAAAUUCCAACUAGCACAAAUGAGUUCAAAAGUUAGUGUUAUGAUUGAUCCAGAAGAUCAUUCUUUUGAAAAAUUCCUCGUUUUUGAAGUAGCAGAACAAAAGUUAUAUGAUCUUGAAUCGAUAGAAAUUGAUCAACUACCAGAAUGGCAACAUGAGGCAACCAAGAUUAUAUCACUUUGCACAAAACUCCCAGAAGCUUCUGAUAUACAAUCUUUCCAUCUUUUGCAAAUAUGUAGUGAUUUAAUAUCUACUGAAAAAAUUCCUUUAAAAAAUAUUAAAGAAAUCAUAAAAGCAGCAUACGCAAAGGAAGUAGAGGAAAUUUUCACUAGUAAAUUUAUAAAAACAGUAUUUCAAAUUCUGGAUGGAAUUAAAGAUCAUACUCCGAGGAAAUUAUUUAUUAUUAAAUGUCUUGAUGUUCUUCCAUUAAUUUCAAAUAUACGUUUAGAGCUUUACAAUAACUUAUUUUCCAAGGAUCCUUUCCCACUUAUGUCUAUAAUUAUUUAUAAAAUCUUUCAACAAGAAGAUGAGAAAAAUAAGGAUAUAUUCAUUCAAUUGCUCAAAAUGCCUAAAAAAGCUCUGGAGAAGUCUCCGAGAUUAAAAGCUAUUAAUAAAUGCUUAUCAAAUAAUGGACUUGGCUCUUUAAUGGCAACUUUAUGUUGUGAUGUUUUACAAAAAUCAUUUUUCUGCAAUUCAUUUCUUAAGGAAUUUGUUCAUCGAUUCUGGGAACACACUAAUAAUGGCAAUAAAGUUUCCGACCCUAUAGAAAUUAAUAAUCCCCAAAUUGAAGAUAUUGAUAUAUUUGACUUAAUUAGUAAACUUAAUUCUAACAUGGAAAAAAAUAAACAAGUUCCAUUGAUCCAUUCUCUUAGAAUAUAUUUUUUGCGCGCUUUACGUCGAUGUAGUGAAUUCUCGUUGGAUGAUGUAAAACGAUUUUGUAAAGCUCAAGAAUAUACAUUACCUUGGUUAUCAAGCUUAUCAUGGGAGGAUGAUAAUAAAUCGAAUAGGUUCCCUUUUAAUCCAUACAGAUCGAUAGAAGAUUAUAAUGGUUUAGAAACUACAUUUGCUUCACUCCAUAACUUUAAGAAUACAGGACCGUUUGAAAAGAAUUUCUUUGCAAAGUUCAAAAAGAAAGAUUCAAAUCUAUCACAUGUUGCAUUAAUGGGAUUAAUUAUUAGUCGAUUGCACGCAAUUAGAGCUUCACGCGAAUGGACAGAAAAUGAAACAACAACAGCAUUAACUUUGCAAGAAAAAAUUGAAAGCGUUGGUCAUCUUUCAAAAAUCUAUAAAACUACAAUUCAAAAUCUUAUAUCUAAUGAACAUAUACUUUUAAGACUGAAUGAAACUACCAAUAAUCAGGAUUUAUUGAUUAAAUCUGUCAUUGGACAUGUUAUUUCAUUGCAUGCAUCUAUUCGUCAUGAUCUAUCACCUCUUGCUAAUUUGUUACAGAAUUUACAUUACUGUAAUGGAUUAUUUAUUCCGUCUACUCCUUCAGAUGAAGAAUCCAUUAUUUUGAGUGCAGUUCUUCAAAGGGGGGGAUAUUCAUGCAGAUGUGGAUAUAAAUAUGUCAUUGGAGAUUGCGGUUUCACGAACGGAACGGGAACAUGUCCUGACUGUGGAAGGAGAAUAGGUGGUAUAGAUCAUGUUGCAGCAGAAGGUCAAAUGAAGUUGGAUACUAAUCCGAUUAGAAUUCCAUUAAGUGCCAAGAGCCAGACUGGAUAUAUUGGUGAACCAAUAAACCAAGAACCUGCACAAUCAGUUAGAACGAUGUCACCUACUUCAUAUCGUAUUUUACAUUUAUUCAUUCAUGCGAUAAUAGGAGCUUGGGCACAUGCACAGUUAGCAUUAGCGUUCUUGCAAAAAAAUAACAUUACAGCCACUGAUGCUGGAGGGUAUUGCAUGAACCAUAUAAAAAAUGAUUGGACAGUUCUAAGAAGGAUACUUAACACCUCAGAUGAGAAUUUGGCGUUAGUUAUGCAUUCAAUUUUGGAUUUAAUGGCUCGGCGACCAUGUAAAAUAGCAUCAUUGAAGACUUCAGCCGAACGAGAUGAAUGGGAAAUGGAAUUUAAAGAUAAAUAUGUCAUACCUCAAGUCAGAAAUAUUGCUGAAACUGCAGUCAACUUCCAAAACAAACUUGCAGCAGCUGAUAAGGCUCAGGAGGAUGUUAGUAUUAUCGAAGCUGAAAUAAAUCAAACUCUUGCAAUGGAUAAUAAUUAUCAACUUGAACAUUUACCAAAAAUGUGGAGAUUUAUAUCUGAUAUUAGUUAUCAAAGUCUUCAUGCUUAUUAUUUGAGUGAUGAAGAUAAAUAUUCUAAAGAUUAUCCAUUUUUAGCACAAUUUUUCAAACAUUCUGAAAAACUAUCGUUAAUAAAGUACCUUCAACCAAUUGUGAGAUUUGUGCAAAUCUUAUCUUCAAAAUUAGAAUAUCGAUUAAAUAGGGAUGAUGCUAAUAUUCAAACAUUUGAAGAAUUUAUUGAAAAUGAAGGAGGAGAAUUUGAAUUUGAAUAUACUGAUAGUAAUUUUUUGAGAUCAGCAUUUGAAGAUUUUGCUGAGUCUUGGAAUGAAAUUAUUAAUAAAGUUCAAAAUUAUCAAUGUCACACUAUUUCAGAUCCAAAACCAUUUAUAGAUCUUAAAUCACCUGUGGUAUUAGGAUUAAUUGAACCAGUUAAUUCUGGUGUAUAUAUUUGUGCAAUUUUAGAUUAUCUUGUUGAAUUACAGAAUGAAUUCUUACAAGAUGUUAUGACCAUUCCUUCUGAAUCUUCGAGUUCCCUAAAAUUUUUGGAUGAGACAUCGUUUAAUGAGACAGUCACAUCAACUUCUUCACAAACAGAAACAGGCACAACAAUGCACCAUUAUAUUCGAUCUGUUCGUCUAGAAAAUGCUAAAUCCGACAAUUUUAUCAAUUAUGAAUGGGAUGAUGACCUUCUCCAAUAUAGCCAACGAAAUUUGCAAAUAGGAC